AUGCAAUUUGAUGAAAAUGGAAAAGCUGUUAAACAAUACAUUGGAGAAGGUGAAAAUGGUCCAAUUAAUUCAUACCGUUAUAAUCCAUAUUCUUAUUUCAAUGAAGAAUUAAAUGCUAUUGAAGAGGGACCGGAUGGAUUACCACGAUAUGUUAAUCAGUUUGAUGGUCAAUAUGCAAAUAUUAGACCUGAAAUUCCAGCUAAGAAAUUCUUUAAAGUUGCUUUAUUCGAUCCAGUGUUCAAUGAACAGAAAGAAGCAAUGAAAGCAGAAUUUAAACCAAUUCAAGUGGCAAGAAUUUCUUCAUCUUCACUUUCAGAAGCGUUCAAGGAAUUGAUAAAGAAACCACUUUAUUCUCAACAAGGUUAUAACUUUGAUUUAAUUAAAGAAAGUGAUAGACGUAAAUUAGAAAAAUCAGAUGGUUUUAAGAAUGCAUGUAAUGAAAUGAUUAAAGAUAUUGUAAAUGAUAAAAUAAGACUGGAAGAAACUCAAAGCAAUAUCAAUAACAUAAUUGGUGCAGUUACAAAGAAAGUAUAA
Trichomonas vaginalis G3 is the source of this 534-nucleotide messenger RNA. RefSeq lists its product as uncharacterized. The record is from RefSeq and is a predicted model, not a curated record. The coding region runs from base 1 to 534 and encodes 177 amino acids. The transcript has a single exon. NCBI's taxonomy places the organism in Eukaryota, Parabasalia, Trichomonadida, Trichomonadidae.